Molecule: messenger RNA, 2527 nt
Organism: Acanthaster planci (crown-of-thorns starfish)
Lineage: Eukaryota; Metazoa; Echinodermata; Asteroidea; Valvatida; Acanthasteridae
Biological process (GO): DNA-templated transcription initiation
Molecular function (GO): DNA binding
Source: RefSeq, a predicted model, not a curated record
GACAAACAAGGCUGCGAGUAACGUGAAGUUGGGUUGGCGCCUUCGUUAAUGAAACGUAAUCUCCUUUUCUUGGUAUCACCUUUUCUGAUACAAGCAGGUGACUGGACGGGAGUGAUAGCAUAAUGAAUCAGUAUCAAGCUGGGGGGUCAUCUGGACGACCACCUCAAAUGUAUGGCAACACAACCCAACAAAAUGUGCUUGGCAUGCAACAGAAACAAAUGCAGCUUAUGCAGUCGCACCACAUCCAAGCGGAAGACGCAGAUGACGCACAGCAGCCCCAGCAGCGGCUUGUCGGCGGCCAGGCCCAGCCAGCCAACCCCAACCUGCUGCAUGUGCCUUCCUCGAGCUACAGCCUGAGUGAAGGCAUGUCGCUCACCUCCAGCAUCUACCCGCAGACCCCACUCACCCCAAUGACACCCGCCACGCCGGGGAGCAUGGAGUCGUCCGGGAUUGAGCCACAGCUUCAGAAUAUUGUAUCAACAGUGAAUCUCGGUUGCAAAUUGGACCUGAAGAAGAUCGCUCUUCAUGCAAGAAAUGCUGAAUACAAUCCCAAGAGAUUUGCAGCUGUCAUCAUGCGGAUCAGGGAGCCACGGACAACCGCUCUGAUUUUCAGCUCAGGGAAAAUGGUGUGCACUGGCGCUAAGAGUGAAGACUACUCAAGACUGGCCGCUAGGAAAUAUGCCAGGGUUGUACAGAAACUGGGCUUUCCUGCAAAGUUCAUGGAGUUCAAGAUACAGAACAUGGUUGGUAGCUGUGACGUCAAGUUUCCUAUCAGGUUAGAGGGUCUAGUUCUUAAACACAGUCAGUUCUCAAGCUAUGAGCCAGAGCUGUUCCCUGGCUUGAUAUACAGAAUGGUCAAACCAAGGAUAGUGUUGCUGAUUUUUGUCUCUGGAAAAGUGGUACUUACAGGUGCGAAGGUCCGCCAAGAAAUCUUAGAUGCCUUCAACAACAUCUACCCAAUUCUGAAGUCUUUCAAGAAAACAUCAUAGUUUAACCGGAAACAGCAGCUGGAACUUUUGAAAAAUGGAAACCAGAGUGAAGCCCAGAUUGUUGUGUUGUUGUUUGGCAAACUUUAUGAACCGAAACCUGAAAUCGUAUCUGUGCAGGAGCAUUAUCAACCAGGUUUUUGCUGACGUUUGCAGGUCAGGUAAUAGACCACCCAUAGCUCUGUCAAGCAUACAAUCCUUAUAAAUGUGGGUGAUGAAGUUUAUUAGUUUGCCACCCAUCCCCCCUCUCAUUCCCAAGUCUUCUAGACUACCUUUUGGGAUAUCUUCCAUCAGAUGUCUUGAAUCGGGACCCUCACAUUUUACAGUGCUCAUGUAUGAAAGAAAAAGAGUCACCUGCACCACGUCAGUUCAACCAAUGAGUGACAAAUAGAGUAUUUUCGUGGUUAAUACAUUGCACUCCUUGUUGAGUUAUCCUUACAACCGGCUUGGUGGGAUUGUCAAACUUUGACCAAUUGAGAAUGGCCUUUUUUGAGAGAGAGAGAGAGAGAGAGAGACCCAUGUAAAAACUUACACACGUUGGGAAAAAAGAAGAGAACUCUUUCUUUAAAGUCCAUAGCUUUAUCGCGACGUAAGCUUGAACAAAUGCAGCAACUUCCAAAUGCUGUUUCAGAGGCCAGUAUUUAUGUUUUUGUACGUAUCCAGAGGUGUGUCACAGACAGAUGCUUUGUAAAUAGGUAGACUUUCUAUUGUCUUUAUUGUAGAUUCUUUUUUGUUACUUAUUACCCCUCUGUCUAGUGAUUUAUCUUUGGAAUGUUGUCAUGUCAGUGGAAUGGUAAGGAAUGCCUGUGGUCUGAUCACACAUAUUUCUCAUAAGCACUUGAUUCUGACAAAGCUAAAUGACAUUAGUGUUCAGGAACUAAUCUUGUCAGACAAGUUGUGCCUCAGUUCCCAGACAUAUGCGAGAUUUAUGUGUAUUCUUCUAUUUGAACGAAUAAGUGAGUAAUCUGGAUACACAUCCAUUUUUGUGCCAAUUGUGAACUCCAGUUUUAGCUUUAUUGUCUUGGCCAAAAAAAAUGAGGAUCAGUAAUGCAUUAGUGAUGGAAAACAAAAGUGGGAGAUGCUACCUUGGAGCAAAUUCUAUGACGUCUUCCCCACUAACUCACACUUACAUUACAUGUAACUCCAAGUUCUCUAACUCAGGUAUGUUCUUCAGUUUCUUGUUUUGCUUUUUGAAGAAUUUGAACAGUUUUCAAUAGUGCAAAGAUCAGCUACUAUCAUUUAACAGUUUCAUUCUAGUACAACCGAGGUUUCAUUGGUUUACUGCAGUGUUGGUUCUCUAGGAUUCAGGAUUUGUUUUUGCAGAAAUCCCCAAGAAAGGGCAAGGCUUUAUUCCAAAUUAUUUGAAGUCUACUCAGUCAAACCAAAAAUCGGGAUCCACCUGUAUUUGUUCCAGAUGGAGAUCAAGAUUUAAUUAUGCUACCGGUAUAUUCUUUUUCUGUGAAAAUUGUAAUUUGUUCCAAAACUGUUUUGUAAAUAAAAAGUUUUUGUUAAAGAUAAUAAAGUGUUCUUCGGGUACAGUA